This is a messenger RNA of Raphanus sativus (radish), 600 nucleotides long. Its product is annotated as E3 ubiquitin-protein ligase RFI2-like. Bases 106 to 336 code for a protein of 76 amino acids. Gene Ontology annotation, molecular function: ubiquitin-protein transferase activity. The record is from RefSeq and is a predicted model, not a curated record. The transcript has 3 exons. NCBI's taxonomy places the organism in Eukaryota, Viridiplantae, Streptophyta, Magnoliopsida, Brassicales, Brassicaceae.
CCCUCUCGUCACUCUUACAGGAUCGUGUUCUUGUUCAUGUAAAGCUUCAGACUUUUGUUUUUGUUGUUGUGUGUUCCCUCCGAUCGAAGCUAGGUGGAGAUAGAGAUGGCCGGAGCUAAUGAUGAUGAUGAUCGUAACAACCAAUCGACGGAUUCCGCCGCACAUGUCGCUGGAAAACGCGGGAACAAGGAGGAGGAUUAUUCUACUCUUGUUGAAAUCUCGUGCUCGAUUUGCCUCGAGUUGGUGAUCGACGAUGAUUCCAGAUCCAUGGCUAAGCUCCAAUGUGGUCACCAAUUCCAUUUGGGGAACUGGAACCUUCAGCCACUACAUGUCUAGUCCAAGAACCUCACCAGCAGCUAACACUCAACAAGGAAGCAGCAGCAGCGCCCAAAUGCGUGAACACCUUUAGCAGCAGCAGCAUCAUGUUUAUAGUAACCAGAGGCAACAUCAUCAUUUUAAUGGUCCCAAUCUCGCAUCACCUCUGGUCUCUGUGGUUGAUCUUACGUUAAUUGGCAUUUGUGAAGGUAACGCUAGGGAUAAAAGAUGUUGUUUUUAAGGCAGAGAUGUUGUUCUUAGCAGAUGCUCUUGAGCUCGAAAUUC